AUGCCCACGAGGUGCAUGGAAACCUCCACGUCGACAGGAACGUGCGACCUUGGCGUGAUGUGCUGUGGCGGAACCGGGCCUGCUACAGCGUGCUUCACGUUCUAUUCGGCCCUGGACACCAGCACCUUUACCCUCUUCUACUGCAGCAGCGUCGGCGGGAUCGGCACUCUGAUGGCCGAUUCGACAACGGCGGCUGGGUCCGGGCCUGUGGCGAGGCAAUCCACGGACACCACAGUAAUGGCUUCGUCUCCGGGCGCAAGCACAACCCCAGCCGAAACGAUUCUCUUGACGGGGGCGGACAGGGCCACGACGAGUGUCGCUGUUGUCACCAAGACAAAACUCAUCGUACCGGGACCAACGUCCGAUACCGCCGAAAGCAACGAGGCAUCCCCUAUCGGGGCGGUCGUCGGAAGCGUCGUCGGGGCGGUCGCCGUUCUGGGUAUGAUACUGGGCGCCGCGCUGUUCAUCUGGGCCCGGUCGAGGAGGAAGAGGAAGAAGCGGGAGGAGGCGUCGCCGGGCCAGGCGGACACCAUCAGAUCGGUGACGGGGCCGGAUGGCAUCAUCGUGGUUCCGUAUGGCUCGGGCACGGCACCCACGUCCGCGCCGCCCAAGUACACUGGACGAGUGUCCAGGUGGUCGGCGGAUACUAUGGUGCCGACAGAUAAGUGGAAGAUGCCCAAGAGGCCUGCGAGAAGCCCGGAGAAGAAGAUGAAUGUGACCGAAGGCGGCUGGCUGUAG
Molecule: messenger RNA, 738 nt
Organism: Colletotrichum destructivum
Lineage: Eukaryota; Fungi; Ascomycota; Sordariomycetes; Glomerellales; Glomerellaceae
Exons: 2
Coding region: 1-738 (245 amino acids)
Source: RefSeq, a predicted model, not a curated record